Ambispora gerdemannii is the source of this 963-nucleotide messenger RNA. The record is from the annotation of a GenBank genome assembly. Lineage: Eukaryota; Fungi; Glomeromycota; Glomeromycetes; Archaeosporales; Ambisporaceae.
AUGAAAUGUUCAGAGUGCAAAAUUGAAAAGUUAACAAAAGAAUUCCCACCAACAACUAUUACCGAAAGAUGCGAGCAUAUAUCCACUUCGUGUUUGCGGUGUCUCAUCACAAAAAUCGAGAAACAGACAAAAGAACCGCAAAACAAUCCAAGUAGUUCCUCCCAAUCUUCGGGAAAUUCUGGAAUUCGUUGUGAAAAAUGCGAAUCUCCAAUGAGCGAAGAAAGUGCCCAAGAGGGCGGAUAUAUAUAUGUGGUGCUAUUGAAUGGACAUAGAAUUAGAUUGGAACUGGCAAAAGUUACUACGGUACCCGCGUUACGAAGACAGAUUCAAGAGUUUCUUAAUGAUAUUCAACCAGAUACUCGUCAAGCAAGCAAAUUAUCAGAGUAUGGUAUUCGUAACAAUAGCUACAUACAACUUAUUGUUGUUCUUUAUUCCAUUACCAAAGCAGAGGCUUUAAAAUCUUUGAUAUUUGACUUGAAUUGGGGCUUUCCAGCAAGAGGUCAAGACUAUCUUGAUGGUACAUGCAUAGUCUACGGUGGGGAUGAACCUAUCAAGAAAUAUGACUAUAUGUCUAUUUAUUAUCCGAAAUUUCCACACGUGAAACAUUCUGGUGAUGUUAUGGAUACUGCACAAAAAAGAGGAAGCCACCAAAUCACCGCGAAACUCGAUGAGCUUCCCGAGUAUGUCACGCAUCUUUACUUUAUUUUAAGUGCAUUUCAAUCGAAUACGAUCGGCGAGUUUAAUACGCCUAGGUUUAAAUUGUAUGAAGAAUCGUUACCAGAUACACAACUGUGUUCUUACGUUCUUGAGGAAGCCGCUAAUUCUCAAGCGGUAAUAAUGUGUUGCGUGACGCGUGUAGCGAAUGGAAUGUGGCAGGUAAUCGAAGUUGGUAAACCAACGAUUGGCAAUGCUAACGAUUAUGAUCCGAUUAUGAUUGCUAUUGCAGAAGCAGGAUUGUUCUAG